Molecule: messenger RNA, 660 nt
Organism: Ctenocephalides felis (cat flea)
Lineage: Eukaryota; Metazoa; Arthropoda; Insecta; Siphonaptera; Pulicidae
Product: ubiquitin-like-conjugating enzyme ATG10
Exons: 5
Coding region: 76-660 (194 amino acids)
Biological process (GO): protein lipidation; protein modification by small protein conjugation; macroautophagy
Cellular component (GO): intracellular anatomical structure
Molecular function (GO): Atg12 transferase activity
Source: RefSeq, a predicted model, not a curated record
AUUAUGUUGUGAUCAAUAUUUUGUUUUAACAUAACCUUAAAAAGUAGUGUGGUUUUAGUAAACACAUAUGAUAUUAUGACUUGGGAGGAAUUUUUACUUUUUGCUAAAGAUAUAUUAGUAAAGUCUAAUGAGCUAGGUGAUAAUUGGCAGUUAGUAGGAAAAGAUGAAAAUUAUUCACAAUACUUGAUGAAACAAGAAAAACAUGUUUGUGAAAAUGAAAACUCACAUUUGGAAGAAUGCGAUUCAAAUGAUUUUAACGAUAAGUCUGAAGCAACAUUUAAUAGUGUUAUUGUUUAUAAUUUUGAAUAUCAUGUCACGUAUAACAUCAGCUAUAUGGUUCCUGUUUUAUCCUUUAAUGCUUCAAAACCUGAUGGUACUAUUCUCACACUGGACAGUGCAUGGAAAAUAUUGUUACAAAAUGGUGUAACGGACAGUAGUUUCCAUUCAAUUCUCACACAAAUGGAUCAUCCAGUAUUACAAAUACCAUUUUUGACAUUACAUCCUUGUAGGACACAGGAAUUGUUAGGAAAGUUUCAGAAAAGUUAUAAUCUACUACUUACAUUUAUAUCUGUAAUUGGUCCAUAUAUUGGCUUACGAUGCGAUUUGCGAUACGGGCAAACAAAUGAUCUGACGAUGAAAUUUGACUUUGCUCAUAAAUGA